This is a messenger RNA of Gloeophyllum trabeum ATCC 11539, 1643 nucleotides long. RefSeq names its product beta-tubulin 1 tubb1. Bases 55 to 1392 code for a protein of 445 amino acids. The record is from RefSeq and is a predicted model, not a curated record. Gene Ontology annotation, biological process: microtubule cytoskeleton organization; mitotic cell cycle. The transcript has 8 exons. Gene Ontology annotation, molecular function: structural constituent of cytoskeleton; GTP binding; GTPase activity. Lineage: Eukaryota; Fungi; Basidiomycota; Agaricomycetes; Gloeophyllales; Gloeophyllaceae. Gene Ontology annotation, cellular component: cytoplasm; microtubule.
ACCAUCCCCAUCCUUGACGGCUAAUACCCCUUUCGCUCUCCGUCCUUCUUCAUCAUGCGUGAAAUCGUCCACCUCCAAACUGGUCAAUGCGGUAACCAAAUUGGUGCCAAGUUCUGGGAGGUUGUGUCGGAUGAACACGGGAUCGACAAGGAUGGUACCUACAAGGGCACGAACGAUCUCCAGCUCGAGCGCAUCAACGUCUACUACAAUGAGGUUGGUGCCAACAAGUACGUGCCUCGUGCCGUGCUUGUUGACCUCGAGCCUGGUACCAUGGACUCCGUUCGUUCGGGCCCCCUCGGUAACCUCUUCCGCCCGGACAACUUCGUUUUCGGGCAAAGCGGAGCUGGUAACAACUGGGCGAAAGGACACUACACGGAGGGAGCUGAGCUCGUCGACUCCGUCCUCGACGUUGUACGGAAGGAGGCCGAGGGGACGGACUGUCUGCAAGGUUUCCAGAUCACGCACUCGUUAGGAGGUGGAACCGGUGCUGGCAUGGGUACCCUCCUGAUUUCCAAGAUCAGAGAAGAGUACCCCGAUCGUAUGAUGUGCACAUAUUCCGUUGUGCCGUCGCCGAAGGUCUCCGAUACCGUUGUUGAGCCUUACAACGCAACCCUGUCAGUGCACCAGCUUGUCGAGAACUCCGACGAGACCUUCUGCAUUGAUAAUGAGGCGCUCUACGACAUCUGCUUCCGUACAUUGAAGCUGUCAACACCCACGUACGGUGACCUCAACCACCUCGUCUCUAUUGUCAUGUCUGGUAUCACGACUUGCUUGCGUUUCCCCGGUCAGCUCAACUCUGAUCUCCGGAAGUUGGCUGUCAACAUGGUUCCUUUCCCGCGUCUCCACUUCUUCAUGACUGGUUUCGCUCCCCUGACCGCCCGUGGCAGCCAGCAGUACCGCGCUGUCACCGUCCCGGAGCUGACCCAGCAGAUGUUCGAUGCCAAGAACAUGAUGGCUGCAUCCGACCCGAGACACGGUCGUUACCUCACUGUUGCGGCCAUCUUCCGUGGCAAGGUCUCCAUGAAGGAGGUCGAGGAGCAGAUGCAGAACGUCCAGAACAAGAACUCUGCCUACUUCGUCGAGUGGAUUCCCAACAAUGUGCUCGCUGCUCAGUGUGAGAUCCCUCCCCGGCAUUACAAGAUGGCCGUCACUUUCCUGGGCAACUCGACCGCUAUUCAGGAGCUGUUCAAACGUGUCAGCGACCAGUUCACUGCCAUGUUCAAGAGGAAGGCGUUCUUGCAUUGGUACACCCAGGAGGGUAUGGACGAGAUGGAGUUCACCGAGGCGGAGUCGAACAUGCAGGAUCUGGUAGCUGAGUACCAGCAGUACCAGGAUGCUACCGCCGAGGAGGAGGGCGAGUACGAGGAGGAGGUCGUCGAGGAGGAGCAGUAGAUGCUUUCCUCGGGUUCUGUUCGCUGUCGUUCCGUCAUAUCACCCCCUUUAAUCGGAAAACCCUUUUGGUGUUGUUUCAUAUUGGUGUUCUCCCCCUCGCACUGUUCCUGUCUCUCUUCUCUGAUCACCCCGUCAAUCCAGUUACCCUUGUCUCGCAUGCGUUGUGUCUUACAUUCUCUACCUUUUAGUUUGUCUCAUGGUUCUUUACAACGAAAAUGAUGACUUCAUCAAGGAUGGUAUAUAUUAUCUGC